Messenger RNA from Gaeumannomyces tritici R3-111a-1, 258 nucleotides. RefSeq lists its product as hypothetical. The transcript has 3 exons. The coding region runs from base 1 to 258 and encodes 85 amino acids. Lineage: Eukaryota; Fungi; Ascomycota; Sordariomycetes; Magnaporthales; Magnaporthaceae. The record is from RefSeq and is a predicted model, not a curated record.
AUGACUGUCGCCCGACCUGCCAACACUGGUACACCGGAAUGGAACCUCCCGGGACUGAUAGCAUGGCGGCGAUUUCUGAUUGGAGGUGCCAUCAUUUGCGGGCCACAGGCAGUCGCAUUAAGACAAGAGGGUCAGAGGAGGCUUGGAAGGAACAAUCCCAAGAAGCGAUCAACGGCAUUUUUGUGUGAGGAUCAUUUUUUUGUGGAGGUUGGUGGUCGGGUACCCUUGACUAGGUAUGUCAAGGGUACCCUUGACUAG